AUGGGAGGUAUGGUAGAAGAGGGGCUCAAGUCGAAUAAAAUCACGAGCUAUUCGGCUAUUAAGGCAACCACCCAGGCUAUUCAGGGUGGCACUGAAGGAAUGAUCGGAAAGAAAAAGAGAGAGGAUGUGGCGACGAUUGAUUCAGGAACCUGGUUCAGACCCAGAGGCUCAUCUCACCACUAUAAUCAGCCUCGACCCCACCACAAAACUUACCCUCACACCCAGUAUAAUCCACCCCAACACUACUACCCACCACUGGACGCUCAUUUUUCUGUCCACCAUGCACAAACAUACAACCAACCCCCAGCCCAUGGACAAUGGCAUGCGCCCAUUCCGCAAAACAUUUACCCACCCCCACGAGCCUACCGAAACCCUCCUGGACCAGGUUUCUGGCCCAACCAAGCAUUUAAGAGUGAGAGGUUGCAGAAAAAGAAAACCUUUACUCCACUUGGAGAGUCAUAUACCAGUUUAUUCCACAGGCUAAGACAGUUGGAUAUGCUAAGGCCGAUCGAGUCGAAACUGCCAAAUCCUCCCCCGAAAAAUUUGGAUUAUUCUGUAAGCUGCGAAUACUGUUCUGGUACUCCGGGUCAUGACACGGAGAAGUGCUGGCACCUAAAAUGUGCUAUCCAGGAGCUUAUUGAUACCAAUCGUAUUGAAGUUCAAGCUCCCGAGACGCCCAAUAUCAAUCGGAAUCCGAUGCCAGCCCACCAGAAGACAAAUAUGAUUGAAAUAGUGCAUAAGGGAGGGGAGCCUAAGAAGCCGUCACAAACACUCAUGAUGAUUUGGUCCAGUGAGUUCAAGACAAUUGAACACUCAACAAGUGAGAGAUCAGUGCUCAAAUCGAGUGAGAGGAGUAGUGAACCGUCUGUGGCAGUAAAGAAGGGGUCUUCAAGUGAUGUUGCAGAAAAACAAGAAAGGGUGAAAGUGGUUGUACUAGGAGUGGCAAGCAAACCUGUCGUAAUCGUAGAGGGUGCACACAAAGAUCAUGUCAUUAUCAAGCCGGUAUCCCAGUUACCGAUAGUCGACAGCAGGGCUAUUCCAUGGAAUUAUAAACGGGUGACAGUGACUUACAAAGGAAAAGAAGUAAAAGAAGAAGUCUGUGAAACACAUGGUUUGACUCGAUCAGGAAGAUGUUUUGCCCCCGAGGAGUUAAGAGAAGUUAAAGCCUCCAAAGAUAACCCAGUGUUAGUGAAGAAUGCUAUAACUGAAAAAGAGACAGAAGAAUUCUUGAGAAAGAUGAAGGUGCAGGACUAUUCUAUCGUGGAACAAUUAAGAAAGACGCCUGCUCAAAUUUUGCUAUUGUCAUUAUUGAUCAACUCAAACGAGCACUGUCGAGCUUUAAUGAAAAUCUUAAAUAAGGCUCACGUUCCCGAUAAAAUCUCUGUGAACCAUCUGGAAAAGAUAGCCAACAAGAUCUUUGAAGUGAACAAAGUCACUUUUUCCGAUGAUGAAUUGCCCGUAGAGGGUACUGAGCAUAACAGAGCCCUUUACCUUACGGUGAAAUGUGAGAACUCCAUGGUUACCCGGGUAUUGGUCGAUAAUGGUUCCAGCGCGAACAUUUGCCCUCUCUCCACUCUGAGCAAGUUGAAAGUGGAAUAA
Messenger RNA from Nicotiana attenuata, 1599 nucleotides. RefSeq lists its product as uncharacterized. The record is from RefSeq and is a predicted model, not a curated record. The transcript has a single exon. NCBI's taxonomy places the organism in Eukaryota, Viridiplantae, Streptophyta, Magnoliopsida, Solanales, Solanaceae. The coding region runs from base 1 to 1599 and encodes 532 amino acids.